UCCUGUAACUUGAAUAUGACGUUUGAUAAUCAAUUUUCAAUCGUUUGUGAUCAUAUGACUACUCGUGUUUUGGGCGUAUUGAAUUAGAACGUGAUUUUCCCCUCGUGAAAAAGUGAUCUUUUAUUUUAAUUUUACAAUUGUUUGAAAAAAUAAACACAUUUCCGAAUCAAAAUGAAAGUCUGUGGCCCAAAAUACGCACUCUGUGGAGUUAUAAUUUCAGCAUGGGGUGUCAUUCAACUGGCAUUGAUGGGAAUAUUCUUUUAUUGUAAGAGUGUCGCAUUAAUUGAGGAUCUUCCUCUCGAGGGGAAAACAUUUACAAAAGUAGAGGACUUUUAUUUUGAAGUUAAUAAGGGCUUUCAAGCAAAUGCCCUUAAUUGUUGGAUUGCAGCAAUCCUUUAUGUCAUUACAUUAGGAUUCUCUGGUUAUCAAUUUUAUCUUAAUUCACGUUCGUCGCUUAGUGUUUAAUAAUCUAUAUAGUUAAAAGAAAAAGAAAAUGCCAAUUAUUCCAUUAUUUCUUUAAUGAUAUAAAUUUCAUCUGAUUAUGACAUGCUGACAAUUAGAUGGAAUCGAAGUUAUCCAUUUAAGAAUUUAUUUUUUAAAUAUUUAUUGUCAGAUUUCAGUUAAAAUAAUUUUUAUCAUUAUACGAAAUGCUUGUAAACAAUUUUUAAUUUCCAAUCAAUUGUAAUUAUUAUAUAUUGUAAAUUAUAGAGAAUAAUACUUGAAGAAUAUGUUUAAAAUGUUAAUAGAGUCCACCACCGUGUAAUUUAAUGAUGAUAAUGAAUUUAAUGUAAUUAUGAAAUUAAUAUUAGACAUAUACAAGUAUAAAUAUCAUUAAUAGUUAAAAAUUCAUUUAGAAAAUGCUUGGAAAUGUAUUAUUAUGAAUGAAAAGUAUGAAUGUAAGAAAAGUAUGUGUUCUUAAAUGAGAAAUAAAGAUUGUUCUUUUAA
Messenger RNA from Leptopilina heterotoma, 945 nucleotides. It is a transcript of the gene RNASEK, whose product is annotated as ribonuclease kappa. The transcript has 2 exons. Gene Ontology annotation, molecular function: RNA endonuclease activity. The record is from RefSeq and is a predicted model, not a curated record. NCBI's taxonomy places the organism in Eukaryota, Metazoa, Arthropoda, Insecta, Hymenoptera, Figitidae. Bases 172 to 465 code for a protein of 97 amino acids.